UAUUGUUUAGUUUUAUCAAUCAGCAAUAGGUAGGUUUAGAGGAUGGUCCUCCUCUUUCUUUUUAUAAGCAAUUACUUGUAAAUUAUAGACCUCAUGGAUGGCAUAUUCAUGUUAGAAUGUCAUCAUCAUCAUCAUUAUCAUCAUCAAUGUCUUCUUCAUUAUUUCCAAAACGUACUUUGGGACAAACACACUGCUUCUGUAAGGUCGAUGCCACAUUGAAAUAUUCAAGUACUAGAAGAAAUCCAGGACGACCCUUCUUAGGGUGUCCAAAGUACAAUACAGAGGGAUUACCAUACUGUAAAUUUUUCAAGUGGGCAGAUGGUAAUGAAGAAAUUGAGUUCCGACUUCAAGAAAGAAACAAUGAACUAUUAAGGAAGGAGAAUGAGCUCGAGAAGAUGAUGGACGAUGUGGAAAAGACGAAAACUGAGCUCCGUAAAAGAGUGGAUGAAAUCGAGAAGAGAGAGCUGGUGGUAUCCAAUAGAGAGAAGGAGCUUCUGGAACAACAAACUGAAAUGAGGCGUGGACGCAUACUACUUCGGUUAUAUUGGGGUUUUUUAUUUGUAGUUGUAUGUUACUUGGUAUUAUUUAAGUAACAUGCAACUAGGUGUACUUAUUGGACUGUUUAUUUGAUGUAAAUAUGCUUAUUGGACUGUGUACUUGAUGUAAAUAUAAACCAUUUUAGCAAUGUAGUGGAAUGAAUUUCCAUUUGAUGAGUAUUGGAUUAUGAGUAGUGGAAUG
Molecule: messenger RNA, 738 nt
Organism: Juglans regia (Persian walnut)
Lineage: Eukaryota; Viridiplantae; Streptophyta; Magnoliopsida; Fagales; Juglandaceae
Exons: 2
Coding region: 117-593 (158 amino acids)
Molecular function (GO): zinc ion binding
Source: RefSeq, a predicted model, not a curated record